Molecule: messenger RNA, 1957 nt
Organism: Paramacrobiotus metropolitanus
Lineage: Eukaryota; Metazoa; Tardigrada; Eutardigrada; Parachela; Macrobiotidae
Product: corepressor interacting with RBPJ 1-like
Exons: 7
Coding region: 435-1559 (374 amino acids)
Biological process (GO): negative regulation of DNA-templated transcription
Cellular component (GO): nucleus
Molecular function (GO): transcription corepressor activity
Source: RefSeq, a predicted model, not a curated record
GAAUCCAGUCCGAUCCGCUCCGAAAAUUUUUGUCAUAUUUUUUUUAUCUCGUUUCAGAAAAAUCUAAAAUACCUAUACUAUCCGCUGCAACAAUUAAAGAUCCAAGCCAAGUUAUCAUCAAAAGUUUCAAUUUUCAAAAUCUUCGGAACGUUUAUUUGAUUUUUAUGUAAUCUAAGUUUAAAUUUUCCGUCGUCUUAGCCAUAGAUUGCUCAUACCUGAGCGUUUUCGAGUUGCGAAUUCCGAAAAUUUUGAUCUUUUUGCCAUCGCAAAAACCACAGUUUCUGGCUGUUGCUUUCACGUGUUAGUGGCAUCUCUUUUAGUUCUCAACAAAAAACUCAUAAAAGUUGUAAUUCGGAUUUCUUUCUUUGAUUGAACAAGCUUCGCCUCUAACAAAGGGUGAACGAAGUUUUGAUUUAUCACCCAUCAGCGCCAAAAUGGGAAAGGGGUUCAAUAAUUAUAUGUCCAAGAAGUUCUUCCAUCCUUCGAAUUUGGACAACGUAAAAAGGGUUUGGAUGGCAGAACAGCAGAAAGAAGCGGAGAAGACGAAACAGGACGAAUUAAGGAAACAAUACGAACGCGAACAGGAAUUAUACAACAAUCGUGCGCUGAUUAGUAACGACGAAAAACUCAAGCUGGGUAUUAACUUUAUGUAUGAAUUACCUCCCGGUGCAAAAAGAGAUGAAGAGCGAGACUUGAAUGAGCCAGAAGUGAAGUUUGAAUGGCAAAGAAAAUACCAUGCUCCUCGUGAAAGCUUCGCUGUGGGGAAGGAAGAUGUCCGCGAUCAGCCAUUUGGUAUCGCUGUGCGAAAUGUCCGCUGUAUCAAAUGCCACAAAUGGGGUCACAUCAACACUGACAGAGAGUGCCCGUUAUUCAACAGCGCACCGGUGGUGCCCGAGGAAAAACGGAGGCAGAAUGGGGCUUCGGGGAAAGAUGCUGCCACUGCAACACCUGCCGAGCUCAUGGAAAAGAUGGCAGAAGAAGGGUACAAAUUGAAAGAUUCCGUUGUUGGAUGGAGAAGAAACGACCUGCAGGCUAAAAAUCAGAUUUAUGUGGAGAGCGAGGACGAGGAAAGUGCUGAAAUUGAAUUUUUGAAAUCGCUUACAAAAAAGCAGAAAAAGAAGCUUUUACGGAAGCUGGAAAAAUUGGAAAAGAGCAAUCGUAAAAGAGGUGAUGGAAAAAGCCCUGGCAGUAAUAAGAGCGACAAACACAAUGUGGACCGGAAAAAGAGAAAGGACAGGGUUGACAGUUCGGAUUCUUCGGAUGAUGAUCGGCCAACCUCAAGCGGUAGAGUAGAUAGUCGAAGGCCAUAUGAUGAACACGACACUGCAAAUCGCAAAGAUCGUGAUGGUCGCAGGGUGUCUGAGAGUUUUCGUCAUCGCGAUUCUGAUAAGCCGGUCCAUGGUCAUUCCAGACGGUCACGUACUCGUAGCAAGUCUCCUUCCAGAACUGCACGCCGAGAGCCACCAUCCCGUUCGCCUCGCCGACGCCGCUCACCUGAUACACGACGGUCUCGAAGCAGAUCACGAUCACCCUACACUGCCUACAGCAGGCGCGCUUGAAAAAUCAUUUUUGCAGUAUUGAUUGAUGUAGAAAUAAUCUUUAGCCGUAAUGUGCUUGUAUCUUUUUUGAUUAGGAUAUGGAAAGCCCUUGUAUCAUGUUUACAUAAAACGAAUCAGCUUCUACAAUAUUUUUAUUUUAAAGAAGGUGGAUGAGUCCGGAUGUAUAUGUGUUGUUGUGAAACGUUCAGCAUGUUCCCAGUUUAGUAAAUUGAGUGAUUGGGCGAGACAUUGAUUGUUAUUCGCACCAAACAGAAGAUGGAAAGUGUGACUGGUUAUCUGUAGAUCGAGCGCAUUUUAUUCAUGGUCAACGAAAAGCAAGGAAUGAACUGUUCAUAAUAUCGGUAAAACGUUGAUUAACUCAAUAAAGAAUUUCCGAUCCGAUGUAGAAAUAAGAAGCA